This is a messenger RNA of Otolemur garnettii (small-eared galago), 2821 nucleotides long. It is a transcript of the gene FAM111A, whose product is annotated as family with sequence similarity 111 member A. Lineage: Eukaryota; Metazoa; Chordata; Mammalia; Primates; Galagidae. The record is from RefSeq and is a predicted model, not a curated record. The coding region runs from base 148 to 1983 and encodes 611 amino acids. The transcript is spliced from 5 exons.
GCGGUGAGCGAGUCGACCCCGGACGGUUCUCUGCUGUUUAAAAGGUGUCCCUGUGUUCUGCCCCCUCCCAUUUCCCCAUCUCUUGCCUUCUCCAUCUUCAGUGGCGACUGGAUUGAACUAAGUGGUGAAUUCACUGAGCAAUCCAUCAUGAGUGGCAAGAAGCGCAGAUCACAGAUCUCAGUCGAUGCAAAGAAGAACAAGAAAAUCGAUGACUAUUUUUCACAGGUCUCUAAAGAACAGCAGAAUAAUUCCAGUACUUCUCAAAUGAGGAGAGAAUCUAGAAGAGGUCCAAGAGAUAUAACUAACACCCAAGCUCAAAGAUUCCAUUCACCUAAGAAAGAUCCAGAAGACCAGACCACAGCCCCAAAUAAGAUAAUUAAUGUUACCUUGGAUGUAAACCAGAAGAAACACCAAAAAAUGAAACAUGUGGUCACAGGUAAAGAGCAGGAUAGUUUAUAUAUGGCUCUCAAUACUCUUGAGGCUGUCAGAGAAGAGAUAGAAACUCACCAAGGCCAAGAAAUGUUGGUAUGUGGCAAAGAAGGAAUUGAAGGGUUCAUAAACCUUGGAAUGCCCCUCAGGUGUUUUCCUGAAAGCUGCCACGUGGUAAUUACAUUUGCCCAAAGUAAAAAUAAACAGGAAGAAAGUAACCAACUAUUUGGCCGGAAUGACAGGGCAUCUACUGACUGUGUCAAAUUUUACAUUCAUGCAAUUGGAGCUGGAAAAUGGAAAAAAACGAUCGUUAAAUGCGGGCAACUUCACAAAAAGGGGUACAAGCUCUGUGUCUAUGCUUUCAAAGGAGAAACCAUCAAGGAUGCUCUCUGUAAGGAUGGCAGAUUUCUUUCCUUUCUGGAGAAUGAGGAUUGGAAACUCAUUGAAAAACUGGACAGUUUUGUAGAAAGCAGUCAGCCAGUUGAUGAAUUAGAGGGCAAGCUCUUUCAGGUUGAGGUUAUUAAAAGAAUGAGCCCCAGGAAAGCAGCUGCUGAGAAUUCUGAGUCAGAAGAAAGAAACACCUGUGUGUUGAGAGACUACAUUGUAGACCAGUGUCCCAGUUUGAAAAAAGAAAGUGAAAAGAUCAGAGAAUAUUUCAAGAAAAAAAUGAAAAAAAGAAAGGGGAAAACAUUAUUUAAAUUGCAUAAAACAUAUUUUGGAAAAGUAACAAAAAACUCUGUUUCGGUUAAAGUAAUGAAACGUCUUUCAUGUCUCAGUGAUUCAGUUGGGUACAUAUCAUGGGAUAACAAUGGAAAUAUGGGUUCUGCCACCUGCUUUGUUUUGAAAGGCUUGUUCAUUUUAACUUGUCAGCAUGUAAUAAGUUACAUUGUGGGAGAAGGAAUAGAGCCAAGUAGUUGGGCAGCCAUAAUUGGUCAAUGUGUAAGGGUGACAUUUAGUUAUGAAGAGGACUCAGAGAAAGGAAAGAACUGCUUUUUUGUUGAACCCUGGUUUGAGAUAGUGGAUAAAACUCUUGACUAUGCUGUCUUGAAGCUGAAGGAAAAUGGACAAGAAGUACCUGUGCAACUAUAUAAUGGAAUUAGUCCUCUACCCUCUACUGGGUUGAUACAUAUAAUUGGCCACCCACAGGGAGAAAUAAAGUUUCGUGAUGCUUGUGCUGUGAUCCCUCAGUGUCAGCGAGCAAAGAAAUGUCAGGAACGAGCUGAGGCUACAAAAACAGAGAAUGGUCAGUAUGUCCAUAUGUUUACUCAGAGAAGUUUCAAGAAAAUAGUUGACAACCCUGAUGUGAUUACCUAUGACACCAGUUUUUUCUUUGGGGCUUCUGGAUCCCCAGUGUUUGAUUCGAAAGGUUCGUUGGUGGCCAUGCAUGCUGCUGGCUUCCAUUAUACCUACCAAAAUGACAUUCGUAGUAUCAUUGAGUUUGGCUCUAGUAUGGAAUCCAUCAUUGUUGAUAUUAAGCAGAGACAUAAAACAUGGUAUGAAGAUGUCUUUAUAAGUCAGCAGGAUGUGGAAAUGAUGAGUGAUGAGGACUUGUGAGAAUUCAGUCUGUGUGUUUUUAUUAGCUUUAAGGGAGUUGUUAUUUCACAGGCAUUGAUGACAGUUUUCUAAAUUCAAAACUGGUCAAUAUCAAAUAAAAAGUAAUAAUAAUGAAUGUUACUGACCCUUUCCUAUGUCACAGGCAUUUUCCUAAGCACAUUUAGAAAUUAGUCCUAACAACAUAAUGAGGUGGACUGUAACACCUUAAGUCAGUCAAUGUGAAGAGGGAUAAGGUUAAAUAAUAGUUUUAUGACACUAAAAGUCUUAAAACCACUGGUACUUUCUCUUCUGUAUCAUUCCCUAAAUUCAUUUGCUAUGUAUGGGGCAGGAGCCAAAACCUGUUCAUUUUAUUAUCUCCAAUAUCUGAUACAGGGAAAGAAGUGCCUGAAAAACUUUGUGGAAUAAUCAAAUUUGGAGCUACGGUAGGAGCUAAAUGCUUGAUUAGAAAUUAUCUCAAAAUAUUUUAGAAUUCUCAAAAUCUUCAUAUUACUAAACCUGUCAGAAUUAUUUGUCCUGAAAUUCAUGGAAUCAUAUUCAUUCUUUUUAUAGUAGGAUGAGGGGGAAUAUCUUAAAGAUUGUACUUGACUCCUCCACCUCCUAAAUGAUUUUUUAUUUGUGUUUAUUAAGAUUUAUUCUUUGUGCUGUAAAAUUCUAUGACUACUAUCAUACAGAAUAGUUUCAUUACCCUAAAAUAUCUAUGCUUCACCUACUUAAUCCCUCCCUGAAUCCCUAAAACCCUGAGAACCACUGAUGCUUAUAACUUUGCCUCUUCCAGAAACAUUAUAUAAUUGGGGUCAUAUGGUAUCUAGCCUUUUCAGACUGGCUUCUUUCACUUGGA